UCAUCUUUGCAUUUCCUUGACAUUUAUGUCUCACAAGACGUUAUGUAACAUGUUGAAGAUCUUUGUGUGUUAUCUUAUUAAAUGUACAUUUAUAGACAUAUGUAGGCUUACAUAUACAACUUUUCAUGUUGCAGUAUUUAAUCAUCUUAAGAUGUAGGCUAUACAUGUCUUGGAAUGUCUUUAAAUCAAGCCUGGGAACUCCUUACUGUAGCUCACCAAAAUGUAAUGUGUAAGGUUUUUCUAAAAAUCUAAACUUUUUUGCAUUUAGUGAACAACAACCAAAUACAUUUUGGCUAAAAUUGCAAUUCUCGUGAUAAAAAAUGGUGCAAAGCUUUAUACUUUUAUUUUGAGUUUUUAUUUCACUUUCUACCGUGCAAAAAAAUCCAAAGGUCUACUUCUUUAUUUUAAAAUGUACAGAUGUUAGACAAGCACAGACAGAAACUGACUGAGAGAAGUUUUUGAAGUUGCACUGUAGAUAGUAAUGACUGACUUUAUGGUUUGACUGUUGCGAUAGGGGCGGCCCUGUGGGGACUUCCGCUUGUAUCUGACAGAAACACGAACAUACAGCAGUGUGACAACAAGACGACAAGAAUGAAAAUAGAAAAGAGAAAAAAGUGUGUGGUUGUCCAUUUCCUGUGAAAAGUUCUGUCUGCUGAUUGUACGAGUUAGAAGUAGGAAGAGAAACUCGAUGCACACUGUUCAGCCUAGUCAUCAGUAGAUCACAGGAGAUCUCUCAUUGUUUUCUUUGUGUCGGUUUACCCCUUCGAGCAUCAUUUUUUAAAAGUUCGAUCUGUGCAUGUUAGGCCAUGAAGCGAGGAACUAAGAAUAAAAGUCAGGAGAGUGUGGGCAGCUUAUUGCUCAAGCCACAGGAGAAUGAGAGGCUGGAGGAGCUGCUGGGCAGGAGGUGUGUGUCUUUGUCUUCAGCUGUUGUGCAGCUGCUCAUGGCUCUGCCGAGCGACCCGAACCGCUGGACGCCACAGCAGUCUGGAGUGGUUUGUUUUGUGAAGGACAGCCCUCAACGCUCAUUUUUUAUUCGACUUUACGACAUCAAGGCAGGCACACUGGUCUGGGAACAGGAAAUAUACAACCAACUGAUGUAUCAAAAGGUGAAACCUUUUUUUCACACCUUCGCUGGAGAUGAUUGUCAAGUGGGGUUAAACUUUGCAGAUGUAACCGAGGCUGACAGUUUCUUUAAUGUAGUAGAUGACAAGAUCAACCAGAGACAUAAUCGCAUGGACAAACAGCAAAGAAAAGGAUCUGAUACUAGAGAUUCUGGAGCUGUGCGACCACUUCCUCCACCACCAAAUGGCGUUGGCACUCCUACCAUGCCUCCAUUGGUACCUAUUAAUGUCCAGAACCAAGUUCCUCCUACAAAAUCAAAGAAAGAUAAGAAAGAGAAGAAAGAGAAAGAAAAGAAAAACAAGAAGAAAGAGAAAGAGAAAGGAGGCAAACUUUUGAAGAGGGAAAUCGGAGCACCCAGUGGUUUCACGCAUGUCAGUCACCUUGGCAUGAGUGGUGAAACUUUGGACCCAGACCUGAAAAAAAUUCUAUCUUGUGCUGGGAUAAGCGAAGCAGAUAUGAAUGACUCGGAAACCUCUCAACUCAUCUACGAUGUUAUUGAGCGUUCAGGUGGAAUGGAGGCUAUCAAAAAAGCUGCGAACCAGCAGGAGUCUAGUCGCCCUCCAGUCCCUGGAGGUCAUCGAGGUUCCCUUCCACCAGUGCCUGGUGGGCACUCCUCAGCUCCUUCUCCCUGUCAAGGUCGAAGCCUACCACCUGUCCCUGGAAUGAGUCAGUCCUCUGGUCCAGUGCCCUCACGUCCCCUUCCAUCUACUCUUCCAAGAAGCCAUCCGCCAACACCUCAAGAAUCUGAGUUCAACAGUGGUUCUUUGCCCGCACGAUCUUCAGGUUUAGGACCCCUGCCGCCUGUUCCUCAAGGAGGGCGGAAUGGGCCACCACCUCCUCUCCCAGGAGGGCGAAGUGGACCCUUACCCCCACCACCCAGUGGUAGGAGUGCACCCGCCCCCCCACCCCCGGGACAACGUAGAGAGUCUUUAACUCCAGUUCAAGGAAAAAGAUCUGGACCUCAAGUGAACGAAAGACAAGGUGGUACCUUGCCACCAGUACCCCCUGGAGGGAGGAGUGGACCCUUACCCCCACCUCCGAGAGACAAUAGUGGAUACUCUGCACCUCCACCGCAGCAUGAUACUUCACUACCGCUUCCACCACCUGACUUCUUUCCUCCUCCACCCUGUGACUCUUUUCUCCCUCCUCCACCUGAAGACUUUAACGAUUUUGCACCACCAUCUUUUGCCAAUAAACCCAGCUUUCCUCCACCACAAAGCCAUCAUCAGCAUUCAGCUCCUCCUCCUCCUCCAGUCUCAUCCAAACCCGGUGGUGGUGGUCCACCUCCGCCACCGCCUCCACCUCCUCCAGCUGCUCCACCUCCAGUGAGCAACAUUUCAUCAUCUGGAGGAACCGCUUCAGCUUCUUCAGAAUCCAGCAGUGUGGGGGGUAGAGGGGCAUUACUUUCCCAGAUACAAUCCGGGUUGAAGCUCAAAAAGGUAACCGCCAACCCUGAACCACCGUCACCUGCAACGGAUUCGGGUGAAGGAAUAGUUGGAGCUCUCAUGAUGGCCAUGCAAAAGAGGAGUAAAGUCAUCCACUCCUCAGAAGAAGAAGAAGAUGAAUUUGAUGAUGAAGAUGAUGACGAUGAAGAGUGGGACUAAUCCACGUUUUAUCUGAAAUAGUUAACUUAGAAUUUUCCAAGGCAGCUUUACAUAUUUUAAACACAUAAAUAGAAAGAAAAGAGCUUUUUUGGCUCUGUCUGUUAAUGUGUUUUAAAAGCAGUAUGAAAAGGGUGAUCAAAUAAAGCAGCAUUAGGACACUGCUAAAGUCAAAGCUGAUUUGUAUAAGAUUUAUUGUUUGGUGAAAUGUACAGUACACACCUUAUGGUCUGUGUUAAAUGGACACAGCUCUAGAUUGCACAAUAAAUCACACUGAUAGCUUAGAAAAGUGUACGAUUUUUAAUACGCUUGAACUGAUGGAAAUGAAUUCUGUAACAGUAUCCAAUAUUUACAAAUACAAUGUAUAUUGGGCAUGUAAAUAUACUCAUGUUUAUAUUUAUAUAUGAACUGAAUAUAAAUCUACUGCUCACAAAUGUGUUCAUUUAUUCAUUUUUUUCUGACAACAACAACAACAUUAACAACAAGGGCAUGACAAAAGAUUUGAAUUCACAACUUUACUAUUC
Messenger RNA from Misgurnus anguillicaudatus (oriental weatherfish), 3247 nucleotides. RefSeq names its product WASP actin nucleation promoting factor a (gene wasa). Gene Ontology annotation, biological process: actin filament organization. The record is from RefSeq and is a predicted model, not a curated record. Lineage: Eukaryota; Metazoa; Chordata; Actinopteri; Cypriniformes; Cobitidae. Gene Ontology annotation, molecular function: actin binding.